GUUUUGUUUUGUUGUUGAGAUGAGACACAAGCGCGCCUUCGCCCCUUGUGCUCACUCUCAUCUAGCACCCAUCAAAGCCUGACCAGGGAGUCAGUUGAUAAGAAAAUCUAUCUACAUUUCUCUUUCCAGAGCUCGCUCGGGCCUACCGAUCUCACAGAAGUGUAGACCAACCUCUGUGAUAGAGCGGUGACAGCAGUGUAACCUCUGUGGUAGACUACAAAGUCUACGAGCUACAGCAGCACCGCCACCUCCACUGCUGCAGGACGCCACAUUUUUUGAGAUUAUGAGCCUCGCUUUACGCGAACACUAGGAGCUGCAGACGUCACGGACGGAGGUCAAGACAUCCUACUGCUGUGGAUUACGGCAUCCGUUUGUGGACUUCGAGCGGAAACUGGAUUCGGAGAUUUGGGAGAUCAUCAACGGUCAACGGAAACGAAAGUGAGCGCACUACUUGGUCAUCUACACCAAGGGGCUGAGAGUUCAUUAUACACACACGUUAUCACUGCUGCAACAGCAGUAGUGGGUACCUCUGUGGUGAACAAACAGCAAAGUGUUGCGCGGGAAGCCUCGAUUUAGACAUUGAGCAAAUACUUCUGCGGCGGAGACAGGAGGGAAGACUGUAUCAACAGCGAAAGUCGACCGGGAACCGUAGUCCUAUUCACCGAUUCCCUAAGUGAGGAAAGGGUAUCAGGAGCGGGGUCGCAAAUUGGCCUACAACCGGAGUUCUAUUCACCAAUUCUCUAUCUAGGUGGGAAAAGGGUUUCAGAAGCGGGGUCACGAAUCGGCAACCGGAGUCCUCUAUAUCAAUAGAAGGAGCGGGGCUGGAAAAAUCUCAGCGACAGAUAGCUGAGUAAUACACCAACAAAAAUAUUAAAGACGAGAUCAUCAGGAUAAAACCAGAAAUGGAAGCAAAAUCGGAAACUGGAGGCGGAGGCAGCAUCUGGAGUGAUGGAUCCACAAACCUGGCCAACGUCAUCAGAGGACUCCCCAAGUUCGAUGGAACGAAACCAGAGGACUUCAACGACUGGAUGAAGAAAUUGGGUGUAGUCGUCGGCGUUACUCGGAGGGACAUCAUGCCACUUCUCAAGGGAAUGCGCAGGCCUGAUCCCUCGGACACCACCUUCGCCGCAUACGAGAGAGCAAACGAAGACCUCUACGCAAUCCUAUUCUGCCUCGUCGAACUGCCGGCUGCACUAACCGUACACAAGCACGUAGACGACACCGGCCUUAGCGGCGACGGGCAGGCAGCAUUCGCGGAACUGAAGGCCAACUACAAUCGAGUGACAGAUGAAGUGAUCAGGGCUAAACUGGACGACCUGGAAAGGACGGUCAUGGAGCCAGGAGAGAACCCGGACGAUUUUUUCAACAAGAAACACCGCCUCCGCUCUCAACUAGAGAAAAUGGGGGAAACCAUCUCCGAUCGCCGCUUCAAGGACAUCUGUGUGCAAGGUUUCUCCGAGGACUACAAGGACAUCAAGAUGAUGGUUUUCCGCGACCCAUCAUUCGACGUACAACAGAUGCAAGCCACCAUGCGCAACAUCUUCCUUGACGAGCAAAUGCGCAAGAGAACCAAGGGCCAAAUCGCUGGCCGCGGAUUCGCCAUGGCUACCAAGACAUCUGGCCCCAUCUGCUUCGAGUGCAACGAACCGGGACAUGUCAGGAGGAACUGUCCCAAUCGCCAGCGGGAGGGCCAUAGGGCAAAGAAGACGAAGCCUGCGGGAGCAACCAAGUGGUGCUCCGUCCAUAACACCACUACACACUCCGACGAAGAGUGUUACAACCAAGGAGCCAAGCGACCAGAACGCACGGGCAAGGCCUUUUCUGCAUGCACACACUGCGUGCACUGCUCAACCCAGUCAAGAGACAUACAAGCCAAGCCUACCACAACAGAAAUUCCCAAAGAAACAGAGAAGACCGAACAGGCAGAGAUCGACUUCUCUUACGACGAAGAUGCAUUCAAGGGUGGAUUCAUGUACCAUGCUACAUGCAGCAAGGGAAGCGGACGCACUUUCACGACAACUGCAACUGGGACUUCAGCGCUGGUGGAUUCUGGAGCUUCUGAGACCAUGUUCGACGACCGCCUCAUCCCUAAUGGACGUCUCGAAGAAGAACGCCCGACGCCCAAGAUCAUCGACGUUGCAGGAGAAAGCCAACUACGAGGCACUACCACUGGGAUCCUACACUGCACCAUCAAAGACGACAAAGAACAGCAACUACCCGUCAAGCUACAAGGGCGCAAGCCGAAGUUCGGAAAACCAGAAGCGGUACAGAUCGAUCACACUCCGCACGCGACAUGCUCAGUGGCGAUGAGCGUGAGCGCCGACCUCUGGCACCGGCGCCUCGGCCACAUCAAUCCAAGUGCUAUGGAGAUUUUGCGGCGCAACCCCGCCACAGGUGUGAAAUAUGACGGACCUGUAUCCCCGUGCGACAACUGCCAAAUCACGAAGCACAAGAAGGCUCCCGUCCCGAAGAAGACCAGCCGUGUCCUGACCAAACCAGGCCAACUCGUCCAGUUCGACAACAUGGGACCAAUCGACCCGCCUGCGAAGUACAACGGACGCACCUACUCCUAUGUCGCCAAAGCGACCGACGUCUUUACCAGAAUGCAGGAAGUGUGCCUACUGCGCCACAGGACCGAAACCACGCAAGCUCUGCACGCCUACAACAUGCAAGUAGCAUCUGAAGGCUACCGCAUCGAGGUUCUACGUUGUGACAAAGGCGGAGAGAACACUGGGGAAGAAAUGCGCAACUACUGUAGGGAGUCUGCGAUCAAGCUGGAAUUCGCCGCGACCAACACGCCCCAAGAAAUCGGAGUGACCCCACACGCGGCGCUAGGGGGAGCCACGCUGUAUUCCAAGAUGUACAACACAACCCCCGACCUUUCUCGGCUUCGUGCCAUCGGCGCCCGCGCGUUCGUUCAUCACGAGCGAUACAAGAAGAAGCUAGACGAUCGGGCCUUUGAAGGCAAGCUCUGCGGUUACGGACCUGACAGCAAGACGUACCGGAUCUACGUGGAGGGCAAAGACAAGGUCUACGAGAGCCGGAACGUGACUGUCAUCGAGACUCCACCCAACACCAUCCCCCCUCACCGGUGGGACGACCGUCUCGGAUAUGAACAGGACGUGAUGAACUUCACGUCAUUGCUCGGACGCCGUACCUCUACGGGCGACGAAGACAACAAAGUGGACUACGGAACACAAUCAGAGCUCCUGCUGCACGAGAUGCGCAACAUGCAGCAAGACAACAUCAACCGAGCAGAACUUCGCCAAAACAACGCGGACAUGAAUUCCGACAACUAUUAAUCCUC
Ectocarpus sp. CCAP 1310/34 is the source of this 3307-nucleotide messenger RNA. NCBI's taxonomy places the organism in Eukaryota, Phaeophyceae, Ectocarpales, Ectocarpaceae. The record is from the annotation of a GenBank genome assembly.